Molecule: messenger RNA, 1628 nt
Organism: Raphanus sativus (radish)
Lineage: Eukaryota; Viridiplantae; Streptophyta; Magnoliopsida; Brassicales; Brassicaceae
Product: F-box protein At1g80960-like
Exons: 5
Coding region: 133-1533 (466 amino acids)
Molecular function (GO): protein binding
Source: RefSeq, a predicted model, not a curated record
CUGAGAUGUCGCAAGAUAAUCUUUUUGACAUCCUUCGAUUCUUCUAUAUCCUCAGAAUCUUGAAGGUUUUUCAUUUUUGAAUCAGGUAACUACCGAAACUUAAGAGUUAAUGUUCACAGCAAUAGAGCCUAUAUGGAUAGAUCAUCGUCGUCAUCAUCAUCGGACCAGGAUUGGAUCAGCAAACUCCCGAAUGAUGUAUUGCUAAUGAUAUUAUCGGGACUUUGUACUAAAGAAGCCAUAAGGACGAGUGUUUUGUCGAAACGAUGGGAACAUGUGUGGAAACACGUGUCUCAUCUUGAAUUCGACAAGCCAAAGAUUCUUAGUUCCACAGAGUUGUGUGAUGAUGAGCCCAAUCCAGAUGAUACAUUGAUUACUAAGAUUAUAAUCAAACAUCUUGGGCAAUUAGAGAGCUGUGUACUCAAUUAUUCCUCAUCCCAAGGUCGAACUGGAAUCCUCGGUAUUUGGAUUCAAAUAUUCACUAGCGUGAAACACACCAGAGUUCUCACACUGAACCGUCAUUAUGAUGAUUGUGGAAAACUCUUCGAGUUUCCCGCAGACUCAUUCUCCCAUCCGAGCCUCGCGUCACUCUCGCUGAGUACAUACACUUUCACAAGCUCACAUCCCUUUAGAAACUGCUCCAAUCUUAGGACCCUCAAACUUGUAUCGAUCGACGCCACCAACGUUGAAGUCUUUAAUACGCUACUCUUAUCUUGCCCUUCUCUCGAGGUGCUUGUAUUAAAAAUCAGGUGCUUCUACAACACUGGGGUUGAUCCUUUUUACCCUGGGAGUCCUGGUCCUUUGAAGAUUGAGAACAACAAAUUGAAGCUCGUGCAUGUGUUGCUUAAGCGUAACAUUGGUGGCCUUGAAGUGUCAUCAGCUAGUCUAGAGAUCCUCGUCGUUGAAGAGACAUGUUUUGGGAAGGAGGGCUUUUUCCUUUCGUCCCCCAAACUCCAGUUUACUAAGAACUUUUGGGUUCCAGGCCGGAGGUUCGCACCUCACAUCAGCUACAACAUAUCCGAGGAGGAAAAAAGCAUUGUGCAUGAAGAAUUUAUGAACAACAUGAUAUCCGGUGAGCUUUGUGAAUUGAUUGGAGAUGUGCAUAAAUCAAUGUCGGUGAAUAUAGAUUUAAUGAGUCGGACAGAAGUUGAGAGGUUACGACAAGUCUUACGUCUAUGGAUUUGUGAAAUGUUGGUACUCGAGAUCAUAUUAAGGUAUGAUAACAACAAGAAUGGUCCCAACGAGUCUUGGGAGAAGGAGAAGAAGUUGUGGGAAGAGGAUAAUGACAACAAUAAUGUUGUUGCGUUCCCCGAUGCUAAAUUCCGCGUGAAAGCUCUGUGGAUGCCUAACUUCAGCGGUUCUGAGGAAGAGUUUGCCUUUGCGUCCUGUUUGAUCAAGCAUGGGACGGUGGUAGAUAAGGUGAUGAUAAAGACGUCGGUGUUUACCGCAAGUAAGAAGUUGGAGGUAGAAGCUGCAGUGGAUAAGCUAAGAGCGCUUCAAACAGAAGAAGACCAACUAAAGAUCAAAUGUUACUGAUGAAAUUUAAUUUGUUUCAAAUCUAAAACAAGAUUCCUGUGCAAGUUUUAGACUCUCACAAUCUUCAGGAUAUCAUUAACUUUUAAAUGAAGCAA